AUGUGUGGCAACUACUACGGAAACUCCUGUGGAAGCUGUGGAUACAGCUCAGGCUGUGGAUAUGGCUCUGGCUGUGGAUACAGCUCAGGCUGUGGAUACGGCUCAGGCUGUGGAUAUGGCUCAGGCUGUGGAUACGGUUCAGGCUGUGGAUAUGGCUCAGGCUGUGGAUAUGGCUCAGGCUGUGGGUAUGGCUGUGGAUAUAGCUCUGUCUCCUGCAGCUACCGGCCAAGUUCCUACAGAAGAUGCUAUUCCUCUUGCUGCUGA
Jaculus jaculus (lesser Egyptian jerboa) is the source of this 264-nucleotide messenger RNA. RefSeq names its product keratin-associated protein 21-2-like. The record is from RefSeq and is a predicted model, not a curated record. The transcript is spliced from 2 exons. The coding region runs from base 1 to 264 and encodes 87 amino acids. NCBI's taxonomy places the organism in Eukaryota, Metazoa, Chordata, Mammalia, Rodentia, Dipodidae.